This is a messenger RNA of Morus notabilis, 839 nucleotides long. Its product is annotated as auxin-responsive protein SAUR71. The coding region runs from base 69 to 503 and encodes 144 amino acids. Lineage: Eukaryota; Viridiplantae; Streptophyta; Magnoliopsida; Rosales; Moraceae. The transcript has a single exon. The record is from RefSeq and is a predicted model, not a curated record. Gene Ontology annotation, biological process: response to auxin.
CUCUCUCUAAACCCAUAAAAUUCUUUUCAAUUAAGUCUUUCUCUCUCUCUCUCUCUCUAGAAAACAGAAUGAAGCAGUUGAUCCGACGGCUCUCGAGAGUGGCGGACUCCUCGCAGUACUGCCUUCUCCGGUCGGACUCCUCGACGGCGGCGCGACGGGCGCCGAGAAGAACGGAGUCGUUUCGCGUGAAAUUGCGGCGGCGGGCGGCGUCGUCGGAGACGGCGGCGGCGGGGGUGCCGUCGGGGCACGUGCCUGUGUACGUCGGGGAGGAGAUGGAGAGGUUCGUGGUGAGCGCGGAGCUCUUGAACCACCCGGUGUUUGUGGAGCUUCUGGAGAAGUCGGCGCAGGAGUACGGAUACGAGCAGAAAGGCGCUCUCAGAAUCCCCUGCCAUGUCCUUCUGUUCGAGCGCCUUCUAGAAGCUCUCCGCCUCGGUCUCCCUCCUCACUCGCCGCUCCUCCGCGACCUCCUCUCCGAUCACCAUGACCAGAUCCCAAUCUCUUGAUCUUCAAUCUUCAUUUUCGUUUUUUAAAUUUUGAUUCUGUAAAUAUAUGCUUCUCGAUCGGGAAGAUGAGAAGGAGGAAUAUUACGAAGACGACGAAGGAUUUAGGUUUUUCUUUUUGGCCUUUUUUUUUUGUUUUGUUUUGGAUUUGGUGUAAAGGAAAAGAUAUUCUGCUUGUAGUAGGUGCUAGUUGCUCUCUGUUUACUGAAACAGUAGUGUUCAUUUUUUUCGCCGUCCAAUUUCUUUAUGUUUUUUUGUUUAUUAUAUAUAAUGGAUGGUGUUUGGAAUGUCGGAAAGUAUGGGAAAAUGGAGGAAUGUUGAAAUCUCGAUUCUCGACUA